AAGCCAAGAAACGCAGAGCAGUAACUUUCCCUCUCUCUCUCUCUGCUUUGCUUUUUAUGUUUUAUCUGUCUCUCCAUAAGGCUGCUCCUCAAACAAGCACUGCUACUUCUCAUUGAACCAAAACCCAAAGAAUAUAUCAAAUCAAUUCCUAACCAAAACCAACUUCUUCACUGUUUCUUCAACCUUUCAAGUUAUACUACUACUAUGGGUACUCUACAUGACGACGUUGUGAUUAUAAGGCCGUCGGAGAAAGAAGGAGACCCCUCUGUUAUCACUGUUAACUGCCCUGAUAAAACUGGUUUAGGCUCUGAUUUGUGCCGCAUCUUGCUCUUUUUUGGUCUUAGCAUUGUCCGAGGAGAUGUAUCUACGGAUGGGAAAUGGUGUUAUAUAGUAUUUUGGGUGGUUUGUAAGCCAGCGACAAGGUGGGAAUUGUUGAAGAAAAGACUAGUUCAGGCUUGCCCUUCUUGCUCUUCUGCUUCUGGAAUUUCUUAUUACCGUUCUGAGUUGCAGUCUCCUAAGCCUCCUGAUGUCUUUCUCAUCAAGCUUUGUUGUGUUGAUAGAAAAGGCCUUUUGCAUGAUGUGACACAAGUUCUCUCUAGUCUUGAACUCAAUAUACAGAAAGUGAAGGUAUCAACAACUCCUGAUGGAACAGUGGUGGACCUUUUCUUUAUCACAGACACCAGGGAACUAUUACAUACAAAAAAUAGGCAGGAGGAGACUUAUAAAGCAUUGGAAGAUGUUAUGCAGGAUGCUAUGAUUAGCUUUAACAUCGAAAAGGUUGGACCAGAAAUUACGGCAUGUUGUCAAGCAUCUCCAUAUCUCCCGUCUGCAAUAACUGAUGAUAUUUUCAACUUAGAGAUGUCCAAUGACCUCCCAAGUGUAUCACUUACUUCCAACAAUGUUUGUGUCACGAUGGACAACUCACUCAGUCCUGCUCACACGCUUGUUCAGAUUGUUUGUCAAGAUCAUAAAGGUCUUUUAUACGACAUAAUGCGAACUCUGAAGGAUUACAACAUUCAGAUUUCAUAUGGACGCUUCUAUAUAAAACAAGGAAGAAAGUGUGAGAUUGACUUGUUUAUAAUGCAAUCCGAUGGGAAGAAGAUAGUUGAUCCUAGCAAGCAAACUGCAUUGUCGUCGCGUCUGAAAAUGGAACUGCUCCAACCACUAAGAGUAACUGUAGUGAGCCGGGGUCCUGACACUGAGCUUCUAGUUGCAAAUCCCGUAGAGUUAUCAAGCAAGGGCCGGCCUCUUGUUUUUUAUGACAUUACCCUUGCUCUAAAGAUGCUUAAUACUUGCAUCUUCUCGGCAGAGAUUGGGAGACACAUGAUCAGAGAUCGAGAGUGGGAAGUUUACAGGAUUCUACUAGAUGAAGGGGCUAGUUCAUCCAUUCCGAGACGAAAGGUUGAGGAAGAAGUUUGGAAGCGCUUGAUGGGUUGGGAAUAACUAUGAUCGGUCACAACAUUGCCCCCUCCACAAUGGCCGUUGCUAGCGCAGCUGUACAGUAUACUUUACCCUGCCACCACCAUGUGGAGUCGGUGUAAAUUAUGGAUCACUUUGCUAGAAUUUCGCACCUUACACGUCCAGCUUCUGAGGCUAACCUUGCAAUAUAGGAACCAGUUGGUAGGAAGUAGAUAAAAGGAACAGUACGUUGUUUUGGCCAUGUAUACAUGAAAGUUGUAUCAUAGAGGUAGAUAUCGUGCAUAUAUUGUUUUUGUAAAGUAUCUUUGAUUGUGGACCCUUUUGUGUGGGUCAGUUUGGUUUUAAAUGAAAAGCAAUCCAACCAAA
Molecule: messenger RNA, 1785 nt
Organism: Gossypium raimondii (Peruvian cotton)
Lineage: Eukaryota; Viridiplantae; Streptophyta; Magnoliopsida; Malvales; Malvaceae
Product: ACT domain-containing protein ACR10
Exons: 6
Coding region: 205-1443 (412 amino acids)
Source: RefSeq, a predicted model, not a curated record